GAGCUGCCUUGCCAGCUCUGCAGGCUUGCUUACAGGGACGACGAGGCUCGGGAGGUACUGGCAAACGUGCGCACGCCGCUCCGAGCGACGGCUGUCCUGCCUAGGCUGAGCAUCCUAGCCGCUGAAACGUUGGCAGUGGACCGAAGCGUGGAGCUUUGCGCCUGCGCAACUUGCUCGCGACCGUCGACGUCAGUCCAAUUUUGCUGAUUCGCCCCUUUUCGAGACCGUGCAACAUGAAGGUACGAGUCAUCCAGCGCUCGCUCGACGAUCACAUGCCGGCAACAUUGGGCGCACCUCCGCCGACAAAACGCAACCUUGAUCCAUCUCAGCAUCCCUUUGGCAGGCAGAGGGAGUACCAGCGAGCACUCACUGCAGCCAAGAUGGACAGGAUGUUCGCCAAACCGUUUGUCGCUUCACUAGAAGCCCACGCAGAGGGUGUCUACUCUCUCGCUCGCGAUCCAGAAAGACUGGGCGUCAUGGCAAGCGGCGGCGCAGAGGGUGAGAUCAAGCUUUGGUCGCUCCCAACACAGUCUUCUCUUCUCACGGUCAAGAACGCCCACAAGGGAAUCGUCAGAGGCAUCUCCUUCUGUCCGCCUGCACACGGCGCAUCGCGUCGUCAGUUGCCGACUGCUUCCACCUCGCACGACGAUCCAGACGGAGCGCAAGACGACGCGAACGAAGACGCCGCCGAUGAUGACGAUCGCAUGCUGGCUCGUCUUCACGGUCUGCCAGACACAGAUGACGGCUCCCACGUUCGCGGCGAGAGCAAAUUUCUGACCUGCAGCGUCGACAAGACAGUCAAGCUCUGGUCUUCGGCUGGCCAGCACAACAGCAGCGACUCGCCACCUCGGCCAUUGCAAGUCUACUCCGGCACACACGGCUUCAACGGUGUCGACCAUCAUCGUCGAGAGGCCAUGUUCGCUACUGCAUCGGAUCGCGUGCUCAUUUGGGAUCAAUCAAAGACGACUCCCAUCACCACGCUCUCAUUCGCGAACAACUUGUCUGCUAGAUCGGCAAACAAACGUGACGAGGGUUAUGCAGCGGGCGAGCAUCUGACGAGCGUCAAGUUCCAUCCCUCCGAGACCUCUGUUCUCGCCUCGACGGGCAGUGAUCGCUCUUUGACAUUGUAUGAUCUCCGUAGUGGCACCGCGACCGGACAGACUAUCAUGCGCAUGCGUGCCAAUGGUCUCUCGUUCAAUCCUUUGCAGGCCUCUGUACUACUCAUCGCCUCUGAGGAUCACAAUCUGUAUACCUACGAUAUUCGCAACAUGUCUAGCGCUACACAAGUCUUCAAGGGUCACGUAGGCGCAGUCAUGUCUGCAGAUUGGUCGCCCACUGGCCGCGAGUUCGUCAGCGGCUCGUACGACCGCUCCGUCAGAAUAUGGAAAGCCGGACAAGGUCGCGCGAGAGAUACCUAUCACACCAAAAGGAUGCAGAGAAUAUGGUCAACCGCUUUCACGCUCGAUACCCGGUUCAUCGUGUCCGGCUCAGACGACGGCAAUCUCAGGAUAUGGAAGGCUCGCGCAUCAGACAAGCUGGGCGUCAGCUCGACCAAGGAGCUCGCGAAGAAACAAUACCGAGACACCCUUCGCGACAAAUGGCAACACGUCGGCGAAGUCGGCAAGAUUGAGAGGCAGCGCAUGCUCCCCAAGGCCAUUCAUAAUGCGACGCGGCUCGAUCGGGACAUGGUCGAUGCUCGCAAACGCAAGGAAGAGAACCGACAGGCUCACCGUCCGCGAAACCUGCCUGCUGAGCUCCCGACAGCAGAACGGAAGAGGCACAUCGUCGUUCAGAAGCAGUAGCGCCAGGGUACUCUGCGAGAUGCAUUUUGCUUUGCGGUAUGCUGAUCGCUUCGCGCCAACUGUUGAUGUCUUGCGAAUCAAUCUUCACUCGGGUCGCCGUGUUCGAAUUGACCAGCGUGAGCACGACGCGCCUCUUCACUAGCUUGUCUGUAGGCCUUGAGAGCAGCCGGGUAUGCGUUCUUGUGCUGCGCCAUUUCGUCGACCGUCGCGUGGCCCUCGCGCAGCAGUGACGCGUUGAUCGACCGACUCGGGUCGCUCGCCUUGCCCGAGUAAAGCGUCAACGCCAGCCUGCCAUGGACGUCGUGCCAGUCAACAUUGGCGGUCAGGAUUU
Messenger RNA from Mixia osmundae IAM 14324, 2133 nucleotides. RefSeq lists its product as uncharacterized. Gene Ontology annotation, molecular function: protein binding. The transcript has 3 exons. Gene Ontology annotation, biological process: maturation of SSU-rRNA from tricistronic rRNA transcript (SSU-rRNA, 5.8S rRNA, LSU-rRNA). Lineage: Eukaryota; Fungi; Basidiomycota; Mixiomycetes; Mixiales; Mixiaceae. Bases 234 to 1802 code for a protein of 522 amino acids. Gene Ontology annotation, cellular component: nucleolus; small-subunit processome. The record is from RefSeq and is a predicted model, not a curated record.